AUGCCUAUUGCAGCACAUUGCGAAAAAGGAUUAAGCUUUGAUGUGUUCAAAAGAGAUGCGCCAUGGAUUGAAUGCGAUUGUUAUUGCAUAGAGUCAAGCAAGGUGGCAUGGAGCAGUGGGAACAGUGUAAAGUACUAUGACUUGAAGAAGCAUGAAAUGAUUUUUGAGAUGGAUGUGGAUAUGCCGAGGGAGAUUAAGAUAUCUGAAGAUGGAGAGAAUGUAGGCAUACUAGCCAGCAAAGGAGAUCUUGUGCUUUUUGGAUGCCACGGGGUCAAGAUGAAGGCAUUUGGCGUAAGCAAGUUCAGGCUUUCGAAUGAUAUUUUGGCGUAUGCAUCAAAUGGAUCUUUCCUAAUCCAUAAGAUUGGAGAAGGAGCAAGUAAGGAGGCAUUCCACAACUCAAAGGUAUCUCUGCUUGACUUUUAUAUCAGUGGGGAGUAUGUAUUUCUUGCUACAAAGAAGUUGGAGAAAGAUGGAUGCCAUAAGAUUCUGAGGAUCGGAGAGAAUGUGCUUGAUGUUCUAUACAGCCUUCCGGUGCUUCAAGGAUUUUCGUUGAAGUCGAGUAGGACGAAGGAGCAGAUGCUGUUUCUACUGAUGACGUCGUAUGUGAACAACAGCUACUUUCCUGAGUCUGAUUUGUUUUUGUAUGACGGAGGCAGGAACAGAUUUGCGAGCCUUGGAUAUGCAGAUGUUCACUCUUAUGUUUUUCUGUCUGAUGGGUUUGCAGUGUGCCACGGAUCUCAGCCAAGCGAUGUGUGUGUGCAUGAGCUUGAUGGAAGAUUGAAAUACAAGUUUCCGGAGGGAGUGCGGAACAGGAUGUUUUUUAACCACCACGAGAACCUGGUGGUUUUUGCAGGGUUUGACAACCUGUCUGGAGACAUUGAGGUGUUCUGUGUUUCAUCACGAAGGCUGAUAUCGAAGUUCAAUGUUCUGGGCGCGUCAGUAGUGAACUGGAGCGAGAAUGGAUCGUAUUUUUAUGUAUCGACGACGAGCUACUUCCAAGAGGAUAACCGGACCACUCUGUAUGAUUAUUUUGGAAGGAUUAUUGAUGAGAGGAGCUUUGAUGCGCUGAUUUCUGUGAGUAUGUAUGGUGAUGCAGAAGUGUUUGUGAAGCUAACCCAGCCAAGUAAAUUGGCGAUUGAGGUUGAAAAGAAGUAUGUUCCGCCGUCGAUUCAUGAAUUUAGAAGCAAAGGGGCAGCAAGGGAAACGAGAGAUAGGAGGGAUCCAAGAAAAAGGGAUUCCCACGACGCAAAGAAUGUGCCAAGAAGCAUCGCGAAGCCAAAGGAAUGCACCAAGGAAAGCAUUUUGAAUGAUCUUGAUGAGAUUAUGUGUCUUAAAGCGAAGAUGAAGAAUGGGGAGGAGCUAUCGACAAAGGAGUUGAACUUGAUAUUGAAGGAGGCGAAGCUAAGGAGUGAUUUGAAGAAGAUUCAAGAAUGA
Messenger RNA from Ordospora pajunii, 1434 nucleotides. RefSeq names its product eukaryotic translation initiation factor eIF2A. The transcript has a single exon. Gene Ontology annotation, biological process: translational initiation. The record is from RefSeq and is a predicted model, not a curated record. NCBI's taxonomy places the organism in Eukaryota, Fungi, Microsporidia, Ordosporidae. Gene Ontology annotation, cellular component: cytosolic small ribosomal subunit. Gene Ontology annotation, molecular function: mRNA binding; ribosome binding; translation initiation factor activity. Bases 1 to 1434 code for a protein of 477 amino acids.